ACUUGCUUCUGUUUAAACUUGAUUAAUUUUAAGUAAUGUUUAGCUGUUUGUCAUUUGUUUAACACAGAAAUAAGACCCUGACCUAGUCAUUAACAUUUCGCAUUUACACAAUGGCGGAACCCACUGAAAAAGUGGAAAGCAAUUCCGAUGCACGGAGGAGAAUACUUAACAUAGCAGUAUCCACAGUACUUCUAGAAUCAGGCUUCGAUGCAGCUGAUAAAAUGUCACUAGAAACUCUUACGGAGAUGUUACAAUGUUUUUUUACUGAGGUGGGAAACUCGGCUAAAGGAUAUUGUGAGCUGUCUGGACGAGUUGAACCAGUUCUUGGAGAUGUUUUCAUGGCUCUCAUCAACAUGGGUAUUAGCCUACAAGGCUUAGAACAAUAUGCAGCCAGACCUAACCGGCAUGUGAUCCAGCCCCCUCAACAAGCGCCAGCCCCACGGACACCAGCAAUGCUGUCUGCUGGCUCCAAGGCCAAGCCUGCGCCGCACAUACCAUUCCAUCUGCCACCAUUGCCAGAUCCCCAUGCCUAUAUCAGGACACCUACUCACAAACAACCAGUGACUGAAUAUGAAGCUAUCAGAGAAAAAGCAGCGAGUCAGAAGAGGGACAUUGAGAAGGCACUCACCAAGUUCCUGGCAAAAACUAGUGAAACACACAAUCUGUUCAACACUGAGGAUAAUACGGUGUUUCCAUUAAUAGCAUGCAAGCCAACAUUCCCAUCAUAUCUUGCAUGUCUUCUGCCGACGGACCAGGUCUUUGACUUUGAUGAGCUGGAGUACCAUUUCCAAGUGGCUAACAGGACUGAAGAUAUGCCUGCUGAAAAGAAAGACCAAUCAGACAAUGAAGGUGAGAAUGGAGGUGAUGACCCCAACAACUCGCAGUCAGAGAAUCAGGACAACCCCCAACCCUCCAGCCCAGAAAGGAGUAAAACAUGAGGACAGAAUAUAAAUCUUAUUCUUAUACGUAUAUGUAAUUAUUAUUAUGCAAUAAAUUACU
Molecule: messenger RNA, 999 nt
Organism: Cydia splendana
Lineage: Eukaryota; Metazoa; Arthropoda; Insecta; Lepidoptera; Tortricidae
Gene: Taf8
Product: transcription initiation factor TFIID subunit 8
Exons: 6
Coding region: 111-938 (275 amino acids)
Biological process (GO): transcription initiation at RNA polymerase II promoter
Cellular component (GO): transcription factor TFIID complex
Molecular function (GO): protein heterodimerization activity
Source: RefSeq, a predicted model, not a curated record